UUGACCUAACAAUAUUUGUGGUUGCUCCUACAUCAUAACCCUAAACAUACCAGACGCUCACACACGAUUCUCUAUAGAGAUCUCCCUACGAAAAAAUGCCGACAGAUAAAAUAAAAGAAAUGUCAACGGUGGCAAAGGUCCUUAGCUUACGCAGGACAACCACCAAUCCAGAGCAACAAAAGCAAACCGACACACAAGAAGAUGACGAGGAAUCUCAACCCAUGAUCAGUGAUACCUCAAAGGAGGAGAUACCCCCACCCAAGGAGGACAGCCUAUCCGAGAGUGAAUCAGAGCACGAGGAGCCCCGGGUGAAUCCCCGUUCUCAGACCUAUAUCACUUACAUGAACACAGUGAAGAUGCUCCUGGCUGUGCUCGUGGUCUGCGCCCUUUUCGGCACGAUUCCUUUAUACCGUCGCGGCCAGAAAGUACCGCAGGAGUCCCGCGUGAAAGUGAUCAUGUUGUGGAACGAGGACCCGAGCAGGAUGCCCAAAGGAUCGGCGCACAUGGAGUGUGGCUGCGUGGUCACCAGUCGCAGGAAGAACUACGAAAAGGCCGUCGAUGCCUUCGUCUUUCAAGCAGAUAGACCCUAUUCCUUGAAAUACUUGCCCCACAUCAACCGCUCCAGUGACUUCCUUACGGUAUUCGCUGCCAGGAAUCCCUUGCGCCUGGCCAAGGCUCCACCUCUACCACACGCCGGCGAAGGGCCGCUCUUCAACCUGACCAUGACCUAUCGCCUGGACUCGCAGAUGGUCUGGUCGGAGUACCACUUCACGCUCCUCAACCAGGCCAAGAGGGUCAGAUCGUUCCGUGCCCCCAGUGAGCACUUUGACGACGAUAUGCCGGGCUAUGAGUUGCAGCAGCUGGAGAACCAGACAAAGACAAAGGAUCGCCUGGUCCUGUACAUACUCUACGAGGUGAAUGAUGCGAGCCUGCCUAUGAGCCUGUAUUUGCAGGAGAUGCGCAAUUAUGUCACCCUCAAUGCCUACAAGAGCUGUCUGGGUUACGACCACUGCAAUCAUUACCAUUUCUUGCUGAUCUUUGAUGCCACCGCCUGUCCAGACUACGUGCCAAACCAGAUAUACGAGGCCAUGUACAAGUUUGUUGUUCCUGUACUGAUUGGAGGCGGGAACCUGACCAACCUAGUGCCGCCGCACUCAUACAUCAGCAGCCGCGACUUUCCGAAGGCCAAGGAUCUGGCGGAACAUCUGAAGUACCUGGUAAAAACUCCAGAGGAGUACAAGCGCUACUUCUGGUGGCACUCGCUCUACAAGCUGCGCCGAAACUCCGUGCCCUAUUGCCAGCUUUGCUCUUUCCUCAAUCAGCCAAAGGAGGAGCGCCGCAUUGAGACCACCGCGUUGAUGAACUUUGCCGACUGGUGGACCAAAUAUCAGUGCCCUCAGCGAGUCACCACCUUCUUGUGAUGCGCCUUGAACGAUACCCAUUCUUAGGUUUCCAGAGUCCCCCAAUUAUAAUUACCAAUGUU
This is a messenger RNA of Drosophila kikkawai, 1483 nucleotides long. RefSeq names its product alpha-(1,3)-fucosyltransferase C-like. The record is from RefSeq and is a predicted model, not a curated record. Lineage: Eukaryota; Metazoa; Arthropoda; Insecta; Diptera; Drosophilidae. Gene Ontology annotation, molecular function: fucosyltransferase activity. Gene Ontology annotation, cellular component: membrane.